Zootoca vivipara (common lizard) is the source of this 3850-nucleotide messenger RNA. The record is from RefSeq and is a predicted model, not a curated record. NCBI's taxonomy places the organism in Eukaryota, Metazoa, Chordata, Lepidosauria, Squamata, Lacertidae.
GUUCUCCUGUAAGGGGACAGACUGCGGCUCCAUGGACAGCCGGGAAGAGCCCGGAGCCGCCUUCGCUGCCGCCGGGGAGGGCGAGGAAGAGGCCGAGAAGGGCCCUGCCUCAUCGGUGGAAGAGACCGAGAAGGGCCCUGCCUCAUCGGAUUCAGAUUCUGACAACGAAGCUGGAGCUUCUGGUGAAACUGAAAGCAAGAAGGUAGUAUGUAUGGUGGGAGCAGGAAUCUCAACUGCUGCAGGGAUCCCUGAUUUCCGCUCACCAGGCACGGGGCUCUAUGCCAACUUGCAGCAGUACAACCUACCAUACCCUGAAGCCAUCUUUGAGAUCAGCUAUUUCAAGCAACACCCUGAGCCAUUCUUUGCUUUGGCCCGAGAACUGUACCCAGGGCAAUUCAAGCCCACGGUCUGCCACUACUUCUUGCGCCUCCUGAAGGAGAAAGGGAUGCUGUUGCGCUGCUACACACAGAACAUAGACACCUUGGAGCGGGUGGCUGGCCUGGGUCAGGAUGACCUCGUGGAAGCUCACGGCACCUUCUUCACUUCCCACUGCAUCAAUUCCGGUUGCAAAAAGGCAUACACCCUGGAGUGGAUGAAAGAAAAGAUCUUCUCAUCUCUCAUUCCAAAGUGUGAGAAAUGUCAAAGUGUUGUGAAGCCAGAUAUCGUGUUCUUUGGGGAGAACUUGCCCUCUCGUUUCUUCUCUCUGAUGCAGUCAGAUUUUCGUAACGUGGACUUGCUUAUUAUCAUGGGCACCUCCCUGCAGGUCCAGCCCUUUGCCUCUCUCGUCAGCAGAGUACCCACAAACACACCGCGGCUCCUGAUCAAUAAGGAGAAGACUGGAGAGAGUGAUCCUUUCAUGUCCCUGAUGGGCUACGGCAGUGGAAUGGACUUUGAUUCAGAGAAGGCAUACAGGGAUGUUGCCUGGCUUGGAGACUGUGACGAGGGCUGCCUGGCUUUGGCCGAGCUGCUGGGAUGGAAGACGGAGCUGGAGGAACUGGUGAAAAAGGAGCACGCUGCCAUAGAUGCCAAGUCGGGCGGGGCAAGUGCCUUCCACCCUCUAACCAAGGAGCAGAAGGAAAAGCCAUCCCCAAAGAAAGAAAAGCCCCCUGGCAGCAAAGAGUGAAGAGGUUUGACAGGACAGGAGGGACGCUUGCUGUGGAGGAAUUAAAAAUCAACAUGGCCACAGGCUGAGUGAUCCUUGUGGCUUGCUGACUUGCCUAACUUGACUUCUUUAAGGGAUGUGGAAGCCCGGGAUCAACAGAAAUAUUCUUCUUGGGAGAUAAUGAAGUGGGGAAUCCAAGCUGGGUUGUGGAAUGGAAGUGAGGAGAUGCCCAGGUAGUAACACACAAAGUCUUUCUGCUGACUUUGGGGGUGUUUGAUUGAAGCCCUAAAUUGCUGAAAUCAUGAGUGAGAAGGUGGAUUCUUGGAUUAGCAAUAUUCAUAUUUCUUUGGGGUUGAGUUCCAUUCAUUUAUGCUUCUGUUUCAUUUGUUAACUUCCAUUAACCCGUGCUAUGUCUGAAGGCUAAUGGAGAGAGUGAUGAACCAAACCAGCCUUGGUCUUAACUCUGCCCUCUUGCUCUUUUUCCUGGAGAACAGAUUCAUUCUUUGGCACCAGCAUGGCCAAGAAAGGCAGUUGGGGAGAGUGGUUGUCCGAGGGGAUUAUCUGAUAACCCUCUUGACCUUUGGAAGGUUGCAAUUUUGCAAGAGUACUUUUAAGCUUUUGCCUUGAUUGUUUUGCAUUAAGCUAUUAUAAGUGGCAAUUAAAUACAAGCACCUUGAUCUAAGGACAGGAUAUUGUGUCUCUUUGCUCUGCUCCUUCAAGCACUUCCUCACAUGCAGGGCCUUUUCUGGUUGGGUUGUUGGAUUGUGUGUGUCUUGGGUUGCUUUUUAUUAUAUAACCUUUCCAAAAGAAAAUUGGAGUAGGUCUCAGCAGAUUAAAAAACAAAUAUUAAAUUACUCAUUUAAAAUUGGAUUAAAAUAAGAUAAUGUCUGAGUGAUGUUAAAAAAACCACCAUAGCCCUUUACAGGAACCCAGAAGCCAGCCCAUAAUUUCUAAAAGAUGCUUGAGUUUCCAGUACUCCUUAUGGAGAAAAUUCCCUUUUCCUGCUGUACAGCCUUGGCACAGAUGGUAACAAAGGUGCGUAUUGGCAUAGACCCCAUUAUCGCUGUUUAUUUGUACGCCACCUUAGAAUCAUAGAUCAGAUUAGUCUGACAUGACUUUAUUUUUCAGAAACCUUUCCAUAGCAGACCAUACUCCAGGUGACUCACCACACCAGAAGGUUUACAUAAUUUGCUUAGUUACAGGGCAUAACAAAAUUUAGAUACAGUAGUCAUAAACAAUAAGCUAAUGAAAACAUCUUGUGUUAGUAAAUAUACAGUAGUAUUACAGUGGCAGUUCUUAAUAAGGUCCAGCAAUAAAAAUUCAAGAACAUAAUCCAGAUAACGGCAAAAAUGAUGCAUCUCGAAAACAAAAUAUUGGUCCCAGCAGUAACCCCUGAACAAGGCUCCACCCUGACAGUCUCUAGGCAUCAUGAGCAGCAACAGCCUUUGUGGCUGGAGUCGGUCAGGGCCUCUGCCCUCCCAGGUUAGGUGGAAGUAGGCCGGGCAAGGCAGGGAGCAGGGUUUGCAAUGAGGUGAUGAAUGAGCCAGAGGCUAUUUCUAUUGUCAGAUACCUUGUGCUAUGCUGCAACUUCAAAAAUCCUUUCUGGGUGGAUAUGUAUCCUUGAUUAAAUAGCUCCCUCUACAGUGAAGGUGGCAGCAUCCUUGCAGUGUUGAGGAUCCUUGUGAGAACCUCCUUGAAAGACAUCUGUGAUUUAUUUGCAAGAAGAUCCAAGUGGGCUUACAUUUGAAAUCCUAAAUUGAGCAACAAAGACAGUAACAUAUCAGAGUACGACCACCCAACGAAACCAUUAAAACGAGAGUCUGCACAAAGCAACACAAUGGGGGGUGGAGUGUUUAGAAACAUUCAGUAUAGGCGACACUGCCACAAUAAAAGGAGCUUGGGAACAACUGUUUGUGGCUCAUGGGAGCCCCUCUGGGGGGAGACUUGCGGAGUCCAGGUGCUUCAACGCUGAAAGGAUCCAGUCCUGUGUAUCCAAUCAACUACGGUACCUGCAAAGGUGGUGGAAAACUGAGCAGGGCAUCUGACGUUGACGGCAGGUGGGCUGGCAGGUUCAGGUGAGAGGGGGCAGCCCUUCAGCUACUCUGCUUCCGAAACAUUUAAGGACUCGAUUUAUAACUUCCGAUGCCUUGUUCUUAGCAUUGUAGUCCCUGGUUUUUUCUGAUCUCUCAUGGGAAUCCACUCAUUCACAAAUCCUACAGUGAUGUCUAGGCUGGCUUGGUCAUACCUACAGAAUGGAAGUUGCCAGGAUUCCCUAAGGAGGUGCUCUGUGGGGAGCUGGCUUCCAGGAACCAGGCCCAUCAACAGAACAACUGUGCAUUACAAAGAUGUCUGCCAACAUGACAUGAAGGCUGGCAACAUCAACCCCGCCAUGUGGGAAUCUCUUGCAGACAACCGCAGUGCCUGGAGACAGACAGGUCGUGCAUCCAUAGCAGUGACCAGAGGAUGAAUGACUGCUGGGAGAGAGCGCAAAAUGAAGAAAUGCCAUGAUACUUAGGCAGCAGCACAACCGGACGCCUUCAUCUGCCCCAGCUGCGAUAAAACAUGUCUCUCCUGCAUCAGUCUCUACAGCCACAGCAGGCGCUGUAACUCCAGCAGUUUGACUUCACCCCCGAAGGUGCACUCUUUCUUUGUCUCACAAGCCAAACGGAUGACAACCAGAAGCUAAGCACCCCAAGGUUGCUUGUCCCUUGCUCUGUUCUCUCCUGCCAGAGGUUUUCAUGCAGCAUU